ACAGCAGCCAGUCGGUCCCUAGAUGCAGUCGAGUAGAGGGUUAUUUUUUUUUUCUCUUCCCCACGGCGGAUCCCUAAAAUGUGAGGAUAUUGUUCCUUUAGGGGAGGGAAGAGGCGAACCAGCAGCGACGAUAGGACGAGAAGGGUCGGAUGCAGUAGCAAGAUGCGGGUUCUCCACAGUCUUCACUUCGAACACGCUCUCUCUCUUUCCCCCCUCUCUCGGCUUUCCCCCUCUCCUCGCUCUGGCCACACUCCUAUGUACCGAUAGGCGAAUGGAGAAAGAGAUCAGGAGGCAGGAUUCACACAAGACACCAAGAUGGCGGUUCAACCCAGCGGUCCUUGUGGACGAAUUGCGGGUUUGGGGUAGCGGUGAAGAGAGGCGGGAGGAACGAAUGGGAGGAAAGGGUUGGCGCUGCAGCAACAACCAAGGCGUGCUCGGAAGGGAGGGAGUGGUGGUGGAUCUCUGCUCUCUCUCUCUCGCUGGUCGAUGGCACCGUAUCAUGCCGUGGCUACCACAUCCUGGCUCGUCCGAGUGUCUUU
Tuber aestivum (summer truffle) is the source of this 539-nucleotide messenger RNA. The record is from the annotation of a GenBank genome assembly. NCBI's taxonomy places the organism in Eukaryota, Fungi, Ascomycota, Pezizomycetes, Pezizales, Tuberaceae.